AUGGGGUUUAAUGCUGUAUACUUCAGGAUAUGCAAGCAUAUGAUGAGAUCUAAGACAUCGCCCCAACAACCAGAGGACGCUGGAGACUUGGAUGAAAGUGACAAGCAAGACGACAUAUCAACUGCAAUGAUACUGGCUUGUCAAAUUCUCCGGAUCAUAACAUUUUAUUCUACUCAGCUUCCUGGUCCAAACUAUCACUGCCGUGAGGGUUCGAAGCUUGCCAGGCUGCCUCGUCCAGACAGUGUACUGGAAGUCUUAUUAAUUAAUUUCCCUCGGGGUGUGCUUUAUGGUUGUGGGGAUUUGAUAUUUUCGUCUCAUAUGAUCUUCUCUCUAGUUUUUGUGCGAACAUAUCAGAAAUAUGGCAUGCAUAGGUUCAUAAAGCAGUGUGCUUGGUUAAUUGUAGUAAUUCAGAGCUUGUUGAUUAUUGCUUCCCGUAAACAUUACACGGUCGACAUCGUUGUGGCCUGGUAUACCGUUAAUUUGGUAGUGUUCUUUGUUGACCAUAAAUUGCCAGAUAUGCCUGACCGUAGUGGGGCGUUCUUCCUACCGUUGAGCAAGGACAGCAGGGCUAAAGAAGAGAAUCACAAGCCCUUGAAUGGGAAUGCUGGUGAUCCUGCGGAUUGGAGGCCGAGAACUCAAGCCAAUGGCAAGAUUCUGGAAGACGGCAACACCAUACAUGCAGAGACGGUGAUGAAUGGUGUAUAGAUGAUAAUAGUUUGGUUCGUUGCCACUAUUUAAGAUGCUACAAGGACUGCCAUUGCUACUUGUACAACUUUGGGUCUAAAGAGUCAUUGCUCUGUUUCGGGAGAAGACUGGCAAACUUGUAUUGUAGAAGAUGGAAUUCGGUGUUGGCGCUUUGCAACUUUUUAGGAUAUUGCUUCUAAUGGUUGGCUGAUGCCCCAUUCAUUUCAUAAAGCACCUGCAUGUAAUGUUGGAAUUUCAGUGUUUCUAUAUCUAAUCAUUUUUC
This is a messenger RNA of Ilex paraguariensis (yerba mate), 967 nucleotides long. NCBI's taxonomy places the organism in Eukaryota, Viridiplantae, Streptophyta, Magnoliopsida, Aquifoliales, Aquifoliaceae. The record is from the annotation of a GenBank genome assembly.